Messenger RNA from Chara braunii, 1120 nucleotides. NCBI's taxonomy places the organism in Eukaryota, Viridiplantae, Streptophyta, Charophyceae, Charales, Characeae. The record is from the annotation of a GenBank genome assembly.
UGCGGUGUGCUUCCUCGGGAUACGCCACGUUGGUGGAUGAGGCAGAGAGCUGGCGGGACUUGGGAGGAUUUGCGGGUGUGCGAUGAUGCGACAGACGACUACUUUCGGGAAAAGCUUCGCAUGUCCAUGAAAGUGUUCAUGGAGAUCACCGAAGCCUGUGCGGCUCAAUUGCAACGACAGGUGACGUUUUACAGGGAGCAACUUCAGCCGGAGCAGAUCGUCGUGUACGCGCAUUACAGGUGGGCGACAGGAGAGUUGUACGACAACAGCACAUCAUCCUUUGGCAUGAGCAGGGCUUCCGGAGUCCGAGCCGUGCGCGAUGUGACAAUCGCUAUAUUGAGGGUGUACGGGGACAAGAUAUCGUGGCUGACGGGGGUGAGGAAACACGUCGUGCUACGGGCGUUUCUGGACAAGGGCUUUCCGAACUGCCAUGGCGCAGUUGACGGCACACACAUCUACGUGGACAAACCGGCGAGCGCGCCGAGCGAGAACUACUUCGACCGCAAGCACCGUUUCUCCGUCAUUGUGCAGGUGGUGGUGGACCUGGAUCUGCGUGUGCUUGACGUGUUCAUUGGAUAUCCGGGGAGCUGCCACGACAUUAGGGUGAUCCAGUUGUCAAGUCUGUCCAGGCGCGCGGAAGAGGGAAUGGUGUUUCGUGGGCCGCCUGUCACGCUGCUGGAAGGGGUGAGGACGAACGGAUACAUCUUGGGCGACAACGGGUAUCCUCCUUCUGAAUGGGUGGUGGUUCCAUAUGGAGGCAUCAAUCAGCAUCUAGAUGAGGAAAGGUUCGACACGAAGCAGAAGGUCACAAGAGGGGCUGUGGAGAGGGCGUUCGGGAGGUUGAAGGGGAUGUGGAGGCUCUUCCUGCGGGCGGACAGGAAAAACCUCGACACUCUACUGCAACAGUUCACGGUUGUCUGCAUUCUCCACAACAUCCUGCUCGACGCCGGUAUCGAGUUCGACGAGAAUCUAUUGUGGGAGGUCGACAAGAACGGGGUGAGGCGCUGACAGGACCUGGGGAUUCAUCAUCCCCCACAUCCAGUGACGAUGUUGACUUUGACGCACGCGGCACACGCGCUCCGUAACGCACUGGCAGAGUGAAUGAAACACAUGUGAUCCU